Molecule: messenger RNA, 843 nt
Organism: Helianthus annuus (common sunflower)
Lineage: Eukaryota; Viridiplantae; Streptophyta; Magnoliopsida; Asterales; Asteraceae
Product: H/ACA ribonucleoprotein complex non-core subunit NAF1-like
Exons: 2
Coding region: 1-843 (280 amino acids)
Source: RefSeq, a predicted model, not a curated record
AUGCCGUCUCUUGACGCAUAUUGUCAACGUAUCAAAGAAUUAGCGGAACAAUUGAAGGAUGUCGGCAGCCCGGUCACCGACCAAAGGUUAGUCAUUCAGUUGGUUCGUGGCUUACCGGCUGAGUUUGACACCACAGGAGCCAUUAUCAACCAAACCCUCCCAACUUGGGAUGAUGCGGUCGACAUGCUACAGCAAGAAAUUCAACGUCAGGAAGCUCGUGAGGCACUAACACCAACAGAAGCACGUGCUACUAUUUCUCAGUCAUCCAAUCGACGCACACAGAACUCUCGUGGUUCUGGACAACAACGUUCAGGAUCCAAUCAUCAUGGCCCAAGUAACUAUAACCGUGGGUCUAAUCAACACCAACCCACUCGUGGUGGACCAGGGAACCGUAGGGGGGGUCACUCCUCUUCUUCGGCCCAUCAACGUCCCUAUACUCCAGGCCCAAACACAGCCUAUCAACAGAACCCAAGCCCAUAUGGUGGACAUGGGCAACAUCAGCGGUCUAACUGGGCCCCACCCACACCCUAUUGGCCACCAUAUUGGGCUGGCCCGUUUCAACCUCCACCUUGCCCCUACCCAACAGAAUCCGGGUGGGCUUCUCCAUGGGCUCCUCCUAACCCGGGCUCCUCUGGCCCAACAUUUAACAAACCCUCUGAUGCAGCCCAACAACAUGCCCAUCUCACAGAAGUCAAUCCACUGGACUCCUCAGAGCUUGAAGCCGCAUUCUCUGCCAUGACAAUGGAACCUGAUACAACUCAAUGGACGAUGGAUACCGGUGCAACAUCUCACCUUGCAUCCAAAUCAGUACCUGAAGACUGGGAAGCUCCUGAGUCGACAUGA